GGACAAUUGAAGGAUUUACUGCAACAACGUUGAUGCAAACAAAACCUUAAAAGGAGAGAAUAUCUAAUCUCCAUCACUUAAUUUAUUAAUUUAAUUAGUAGCACCCUUUUCACACACAUGUAUCCGGGAGUUAUGGGGAGUUACUGUUACCGGAAUAACACGACUGAGGAUGGCUGGAGAAAGGGCCCUUGGACUGCUGAAGAAGACAAACUGCUUAUCCAAUAUGUCAACAACUACGGUGAAGGAAGAUGGAAUAAUGUCGCCAGGUUUGCAGGGCUGAAAAGGAAUGGUAAAAGCUGUAGAUUGAGAUGGGUUAACUACUUGAGGCCAGACCUCAAGAAGGGGCAAAUUACCCCAAGUGAAGAAAAAAUAAUCGUCGAGCUGCAUGCUAAAUGGGGCAACAGAUGGUCGCAAAUUGCAAAAUGCCUGAAAGGAAGAACAGACAACGAGAUCAAGAACUACUGGAGGACUCAUUUCAAGAAAAAGUCCAAAUCGCCCUCGGACAACCCUGAGAAGGUCAAGGCAAGGCUGCUCAAAAGGCAGCAAUUUCAGCUGCAACAGCAACAAAUGCAUGAAAAAGGGCAAUGCAACAUGGGAAAUUUCACGUCAUGGGUCGACGAAAGCAGCAACUGGCUGGCAAAUGACAAUCAACAAACAGAGUUUCCAAAUGCGAAUGAGAUAAUCAAUAAUUGCGCAACUCUGGCUGAGGAUAUUACAUGGGAUGAUGGAUUGUGGGAUUUUAGCGAUUUGCUAGGGAGCAUCAACGAAAAUGAUGAUUUCCAGCAGAAUUUUGGCACAACUAACUACUGA
Molecule: messenger RNA, 810 nt
Organism: Striga asiatica
Lineage: Eukaryota; Viridiplantae; Streptophyta; Magnoliopsida; Lamiales; Orobanchaceae
Source: the annotation of a GenBank genome assembly